This is a messenger RNA of Rhinopithecus roxellana (golden snub-nosed monkey), 3101 nucleotides long. It is a transcript of the gene ZNF195, whose product is annotated as zinc finger protein 195. Lineage: Eukaryota; Metazoa; Chordata; Mammalia; Primates; Cercopithecidae. Bases 184 to 1857 code for a protein of 557 amino acids. The transcript has 4 exons. Gene Ontology annotation, biological process: negative regulation of transcription by RNA polymerase II. The record is from RefSeq and is a predicted model, not a curated record. Gene Ontology annotation, molecular function: DNA-binding transcription repressor activity, RNA polymerase II-specific.
AAUCAGGCACGCGUCUGGAGAGGAGAGGCCGGCUUCCGGGAUCUGGCGGGGCCUUUGUCCAGACAGAGUUCCACUUCCUGUCCCCGCCGCUCUGCGUCCUCUGCUGGCCGCUGGCCGUGUGACCCGACCCGCAGGCACCGGGAGAUCCAGAAGUGAAACGUCAGGCCCCCUGGAGACCAAGAGAUGACACUGUUGACGUUCAGGGAUGUGGCCAUAGAAUUCUCCCUGGAGGAGUGGAAAUGCCUGGACCCUGCUCAGCAGAAUUUGUACCGGGAUGUGAUGUUGGAGAACUACAGAAACUUGUUCUCCAUUGGUCUCACUGUCUCUAAGCCAGGCCUGAUCACCUGCCUGGAGCAAAGAAAAGAGCCCUGGAAUGUGAAGAGACAGGAGGCAGUAGACGGACAUCCAGCUAUGUCUUCUCAUGUUACCCAAGACCUUUUGCCAGAGCAGGGCAUACAAGAUGCAUUCCCAAAACCAAUACUGAGAGGUUAUGGAAAUUGUGGCCUUGAUAAUUUACAUUUAAGGAAAGACUGGGAAAGUUUAGAUGAGUGUAAGUCGCAAAAAGAUUAUAAUGAACUUAACCAAUGUUCAUCAACUACCCAUAGCAAAAUCUUUCAAUGUAGUAAAUAUGUUAAAAUCUUUAAUAACUUUUCAAAUUUGCAUAGACAUAAUAUAAGUAAUACUGGAGAGAAACCUUUCAAAUGUCAAGAAUGUGGCAGAUCCUUUCAAAUGUUCUCAUUCCUAACUGAACAUCAGAAAAUUCACACUGGAAAAAAAUUCCAAAAAUGUGGAGAAUGUGGCAAAACCUUUAUCCAGUGUUCACACUUUACUGAACAUGAGAACAUUGACACUGGAGAGAAACCUUACAGAUGUCAAGAAUGUGACAAAGUUUUUAAAACUUGCUCAGUCCUUACUAAAAAUAGAAUUUACGCUGGAGGGGAACAUUACAAAUGUGAAGAAUUUGGCAAAGUAUUUAACCAGUACUCCCACCUUACUGAACAUGAACGUGGUACUGAGGAAAAACCCUGUAAAUAUGAAGAGUGCAGCAGUGUCUUUAUAUCUUGCUCAAGCCUUUCUAAUCAACAGCUGAUUCUUGCUGGAGAGAAGCUCUCCAAAUGUGAAACAUGGUACAAAGGUUUUAACCACAGCCCACAUCCUUCCAAACAUCAGAGAAAUGAGAUCGGAGGGAAACCUUUCAAAUGUGAGGAAUGUGACAGCAUCUUCAAAUGGUUCUCAGACCUUACUAAACAUAAGAGAAUUCACACUGGUGAGAAACCAUACAAAUGUGAAGAAUGUGGGAAAGCCUAUACGCAGUCCUCACACCUCAGUGAACACAGGAGGAUUCACACCGGAGAGAAACCCUACCAGUGUGAAGAAUGUGGGAAAGUCUUCAGAACUUGCUCAAGCCUUUCUAAUCACAAGAGAACUCAUUCUGAAGAAAAACCCUACACGUGUGAAGAAUGUGGCAACAUCUUUAAGCAGUUAUCAGACCUCACUAAGCAUAAAAAAACCCAUACUGGAGAGAAACCCUACAAAUGUGAUGAAUGUGGAAAGAACUUUACCCAGUCGUCCAACCUUAUUGUACAUAAGAGAAUUCAUACUGGAGAGAAACCCUACAAAUGUGAAGAAUGUGGCAGAGUCUUUAUGUGGUUCUCAGAUAUUACCAAACAUAAGAAAACCCAUACUGGAGAGAAACCCUACAAAUGUGAAGAAUGUGGAAAGAACUUUACCCAGUCCUCAAACCUUAUUGUACAUAAGAGAAUUCAUACUGGAGAGAAACCCUACAAGUGUGAAAAGUGUGGCAAAGCCUUCACCCAGUUCUCACACCUGACUGUACAUGAAAGCAUUCAUACUUGAGAAAAAAAUAAAUAUAAAAAUAGGCAUAGCCUUUAGUAUCUGCUUGCAUCCUACUUUACAUCAGUUUGGACGUAACAAAGUUAUAAAUUUAAUUACUAUUGAAAGACCUUUCAUGAAAUAUAAGUCUCCAGAGCACACAAGAGUAUUUCUUCUGAAAAGAAAAAGUUACAAUUAUAUUUUAUACUAGUUGGAAGACUUGCAACAGUUGCUUAAACUUCCAGAGAAUUUGUAGAGAAACCCAACAAAUAUCAUAACUGUGGAAUAACAUUUGUUGAAAAAUGAUAGCUUAGAAAACAUCAGAGUUCAUACUAAAAGAUAUUUUGCAAAUACAGUAAAUGGAAAAAAUAAGCAAAAUUCAAUUUAAGUACACAUUGGAGGAUUUGGAGAAGAGAGGAAUAGAGCACGGACACGUUCGGAAAUGACAGUGAAUCUGUGUGUUGGGUCUACAGAGACAUCUCGACUUGAAAUAGAUCAUUCAUUCUUAUUCAAGUUUAAAAGGAGGAUGAGACUGAGUGUUUGUAGAGUUAUCAUUACAUUCAAAAUACACUUUUUUGCAUUGAAAAAUGUUAAAUUUUUGAAAAGCAAAUAUUGAUGUCUUUUAAUCCUCAAAUCAGUUCAUGCUGUGUCUUCAUUUCUAGUGCUGAUGUGAAAACACAUGGUCAGUUGUUGCUGCAUCAGAGAUAUGAGAAAUUCUCUUCUAUUAGGUGUGCAUCACUGAUAUACUUGUCCAUGAAAGGUGAAAGGCACUGAAAUGUAAGAUGUGUGAGUAAAAUCUUGGUAGAGAGGUUCUUUGUGGUUGUUUUAUAUACUUGUAAGUGAUUUAUGAGCUAGGUGUUUAGAAUAAUACUCUUCUGUUAGGAUCACCCUGACCAGAGCAUUCCCUUCCCCUCCCACAGGCCUUACAAUACAGUCCCUUGUGCUCUCCACACAGCUACCCCAUGGCAAAAGACAAACCCCCACUUCACCGUCUCCUCCAGUAACUGUCCAGACAGUUACAGGAUGCAGUUAACGUGUCUGUUCACCUCGCAUAACAAAGCUGGCAAAAAACAUCUCCAGGAUGCGGACAAGACACUAGCACCCCCAGCUCAGCUCCCCCACCCCGACCCAGUUCUCCUGCACCCCCAACUCAGCUCCCCAGCCCCGACCUGGUUCUGGCCCUAUAAAACCCUGCUAUAGUCUGUAAGCGGAGUCGCCUCCUCUAACUGGCAGAGCAGCCAAGCAGCUCAAUGAAGCUUGCUUGCCUG